This is a messenger RNA of Rotaria sp. Silwood2, 798 nucleotides long. The record is from the annotation of a GenBank genome assembly. Lineage: Eukaryota; Metazoa; Rotifera; Eurotatoria; Philodinida; Philodinidae.
AUGGCACGUCCCAACGAGACAAUAUUUAGUGAAGUAUGGCCAAAAUGUUUUGUAAUAUUUAUGGCCAUCAUUGAAUUAAUAGCUGUGCUUAUUCUUUUCAUAACUGAAUUUGGUAAUGUUGGAGUUAAUUUUUGGACAACGAAUGUAUUCGCUGGCGGUUGGUGUGGACUUAUUAUGCUUAUACACGUUAUAUUAUUGUUUGCUACCGGAUGUGGUUCACCUAAACCGUUACCUGCUUUUCGUGCAGUUAUUGUUACAGUUAUUGCUAUUUUGGCUUGUAUUACAUUAAUUGGAUUUGAUGCUUAUUUUAUUGCUCAACCUACAACAUGUUUGUUGACUUCAUCAUGUACUACAAAUGCGGCAUCCAAUGCUACAUUUAGUUACAAUUUUCGACAAUGGUUUUUUACAUUGAUGAAUAAUUGGGGCCCAUUUAAAACUGAUACAGAAAGUCAAGCUAAACUUUUCGUGCAUGCAAUGCAAUUGGGUAUCGGUGGUUUAUGCUUUCUCCUUUGCAUUAUUUAUUUUAUUAUUUAUUAUGUAUGUGCAAAUAAAUCUAAGGUACAAGUAGAACCUGUUUCACAAUCACAACAACCCCAGACCUAUUAUGCACCACCCCAACAACUCCAGGCCUAUUAUGCACCACCCCAACAAAGUUAUUAUGCACCAUCCCAACAAAGUUUUUAUGGCCCUCCACCUCAACAAUAUCCUCAACCACCAGCACCUGCUUAUCGUCGAAAUCCCUAUGUUCGACAAGCAGUACCAGGUCAAAUUCCUUGGAAUUCAAAUAGAAGAUAUUAA